AUGAAAGACAGCGGAAUCCUUCUGAAUGUUGGGGACGCCAUCUGCCACGCACUGGACUUGGCUAGUGGACUGGCGUUCCUGCACGAGAACGGCAUAACUCACGGCGACCUGAAACCCUCUAACGUGCUCAUCGAUGGCUCCAACGCCCAACGCGGUACUCUGCGUAUAUCCGACUGGGAUGGCCUCGUUACUCUGCAACUCUGCAGUGUCAGCUCGCUUAACAGCGAGCAUUUCCGCAGCAGCGAGCGCUACAUGUCUCCCGAAAUGUUGAUCCGCGCAAUUACGGGCGAUUAUAGAGAAACACUGCAGCAUCCGGUCAGCGGAAAAGUGCUGGGUGCGAGUCAAUCCAUCAGCGACUGGGUUUACGGGGUAGCGGUAAUGCAAGGGUUUGUUCCCGUAGUCUUUGAUGCAGCGGCCGUGCCUGCCGAGCUCGCCGCGUGUGUUCGCAACUGCCUGCGCAUCGCCAAUAACCAGAGAACAUCUGCGCGUCAGUUGUUGGAGCAUUUAUCCCGAAUAAGCGAGAACAGUGGACCAUGA
Messenger RNA from Paramacrobiotus metropolitanus, 537 nucleotides. RefSeq names its product serine/threonine-protein kinase mos-like. The record is from RefSeq and is a predicted model, not a curated record. NCBI's taxonomy places the organism in Eukaryota, Metazoa, Tardigrada, Eutardigrada, Parachela, Macrobiotidae. Gene Ontology annotation, biological process: protein phosphorylation. The coding region runs from base 1 to 537 and encodes 178 amino acids. The transcript has 2 exons. Gene Ontology annotation, molecular function: protein serine/threonine kinase activity; ATP binding. Gene Ontology annotation, cellular component: cytoplasm.